Messenger RNA from Pollicipes pollicipes, 765 nucleotides. RefSeq lists its product as uncharacterized. The record is from RefSeq and is a predicted model, not a curated record. Bases 1 to 765 code for a protein of 254 amino acids. Lineage: Eukaryota; Metazoa; Arthropoda; Thecostraca; Pollicipedomorpha; Pollicipedidae. The transcript has 4 exons.
AUGGGACGCGCGCCGGCUCUGAGCGCGGCUGUGGGCCUAAGCCCCGGGACCGGCCCCGUGCGUCGCUCCAUCCCAGCCGUGAUCGGUGGGCGCGGCUCGGUGGCGGCGGCGCGCACCACAAGCUCCGGUGCGGAAGGCGCUGGCGCCGGGCCGCCCGCCUCGGCCGAGUACACCGAGGACCCGGACCGGCCCGGCCGCUUCUGGUUCCGGUUCGAGCUGGAGGACGCCGUGACGCCGCCACCGGACGGGCGGACUCCUCCGCGGGCGGGAGCUGCGCAGCGGCCCAGCAGCCAUGGUCGGAUUCAGGCAGGACACCUGCAGACCAGCGCGCACGGCGGCGGUCAGACCCAAACGGGGGACCUGCAGACCAGCGCGCACGGCGGCGGUCAGGCCCGAACGGAGAACCUGCAGACCAGCGCGCACGGCGGUCAGACCCAGACGGGACACCUGCAGACCGAGGCGCACGGCGGCGCUGAAGCCGACAACGCCAACAAGAGACAGUUCGGUGCCGGUUCAGGCCCGGUGGCGGCGGACCGCCUUGACGGUAGCAGCACGUCCCACCAGCAGCACUACCACGAUGGUGGUUCCUACGGGGACGGCGGGCCUACGGAGCACCGCUACGGCUACCAGGACGUUUUGGCCGGCUACAAAACGGAAUCUUACGACCAAUACGGCAACCCGCGUGGUGACCAAGACACCCUCUAUCGCUACCAGGCGGCACUGCCGGAGCCGCUGUACCUGCUCGACCCCGGCCACCGCCGCUAG